This is a messenger RNA of Manis pentadactyla (Chinese pangolin), 3915 nucleotides long. RefSeq names its product cyclin dependent kinase 1 (gene CDK1). Gene Ontology annotation, molecular function: cyclin-dependent protein serine/threonine kinase activity; RNA polymerase II CTD heptapeptide repeat kinase activity; ATP binding. The record is from RefSeq and is a predicted model, not a curated record. Bases 692 to 1585 code for a protein of 297 amino acids. Gene Ontology annotation, cellular component: nucleus. The transcript has 8 exons. NCBI's taxonomy places the organism in Eukaryota, Metazoa, Chordata, Mammalia, Pholidota, Manidae. Gene Ontology annotation, biological process: mitotic G2 DNA damage checkpoint signaling; protein phosphorylation; G2/M transition of mitotic cell cycle.
UGCCCAUGGCCCUUGUUCACCGCGAUUUUUAAAGAACAGUCAUAGGCAAAGGGAACUUGAAUUGUUUCUCGUUUUUAUUUUACGCUUGGUGGUUCUUACAUAUAUGGAAUUGGCAAAAAGUAGAAAGCUAAGAAAUGCAGAUACGUAUGUGUGCGUCUUAAUAUCACUUUAAUAAAUUUUUAUUUAAUAUUAAAGUACUAAUGUACACAUCUCGUUUCCUACAAAACUACGGAGGUUUCCGUGGGCAGAUUAAUUAAGCCAUUGGUAUCUUAAUCCGCAUCUAGUAAUAUUGAGCCCCAAGAGGCAUUCAAAGGCAUUCUAAAGCUGCAUCCUUUACUUAAAAUUCCUUGUCACAGGAAAAUGGAAGGAGGGUAAUUGAACCCAGCUUUGAAAUCGAAUUAGCUUUCAGCUAUUUGUUCAAAGUGAGCACAACAGUUUAAUUGUGCUUUAGGCAUAUUAAAUAGGGAUAUUGAAGAAAAGAUAAUCAUCCUAAACGUCCAAUGCCAUUUAGUAAAAUAAAAUAUUUUUAAGAUUGGCAGUGUAGUGCAAUUUUGCUAAUUUAAAAAUAUCUCUUCUUAUUUCUGGAAUGAUUUUGAAGAUGAAAGGAAAUAGAACUUCAAGGUCAGUGACUCUGACCUUCUUACCGGCAAGGGGUGUGUUAGAAAGUCAGGGUUUACUAUACUGAUUAACUAUGGAAGACUAUACCAAAAUAGAGAAAAUUGGAGAAGGUACCUAUGGAGUUGUAUAUAAGGGUAGACACAAAACUACAGGUCAAGUGGUGGCCAUGAAGAAAAUCAGACUAGAAAGUGAGGAGGAAGGGGUUCCCAGUACUGCAAUUCGGGAAAUUUCUCUUUUAAAAGAACUUCGUCAUCCAAAUAUAGUCAGUCUUCAGGAUGUGCUUAUGCAGGAUUCCAGGUUGUAUCUCAUCUUUGAAUUCCUUUCCAUGGAUCUCAAGAAAUACUUGGAUUCUAUCCCUCCUGGUCAGUUUAUGGAUUCUUCGCUUGUUAAGAGUUAUUUAUACCAAAUCCUGCAAGGGAUUGUGUUUUGUCACUCUAGAAGAGUUCUACACAGAGACUUAAAACCUCAAAAUCUUUUGAUUGAUGACAAAGGAACAAUUAAACUGGCUGAUUUUGGCCUUGCCAGAGCUUUUGGAAUACCUAUUAGAGUAUACACACAUGAGGUAGUAACACUCUGGUAUAGAUCUCCAGAAGUACUGCUGGGGUCAGCUCGCUACUCAACUCCAGUUGACAUUUGGAGCAUAGGUACCAUAUUUGCAGAAUUAGCAACUAAAAAACCACUUUUCCAUGGAGAUUCAGAAAUCGAUCAACUCUUCAGAAUUUUCAGAGCUUUGGGCACUCCCAAUAAUGAAGUGUGGCCAGAAGUGGAAUCUUUACAGGACUAUAAGAAUACAUUUCCCAAGUGGAAACCAGGAAGCCUGGCAUCCCAUGUCAAAAACUUGGAUGAAAAUGGCUUGGAUCUGCUUUCGAAAAUGUUAGUCUAUGAUCCUGCUAAACGAAUUUCUGGCAAGAUGGCACUGAAUCAUCCUUAUUUUAAUGAUUUGGACAAUCAGAUUAAGAAGAUGUAGCUAUGUGACAAGAGUUUCUACGUGUUGUUUGAACAAAUACUUUUACUGUUAACUCUGUUUUUUUGUGUAUUUUUUUUGUUGUAAAACUUAAGCUAUACUUCAUCUUCAAAUUUCAAGUGUAACUUAAAAAUGUAAAUAUUGUUCUAUAUGAAUUUAAAUAUAAUAAUUCUGUAUAUGUUUAUAGAUCUCACUGUAGCAACUAUUCAUUACUAUAAUAAAACUAUAAAUCUAGUAUUGAUAUCAGGAGUCAGGAAAAAUUUGAGUUAGUUUAAAUCAUCUCAAACCUUAUAGUGGUCUGGUUACCCUAUAGUUGGAAAUACUAAAAUCUAGGGAAGUGUGCUAGGUUCAAAGUUUUAUAAUACUUUGAAGUAUUUUUAUGCCCUGAAUGUUUAAAUUUUGUCAGUUACUUGCCAUGUGGUAACUAUACAACCUGCCUUAAGGUGAUUAUUUUUCUACUGGUAUUUCAGUUUGUGACCUAAAUGUUUAAGCAUUCAGAAUGAGACACCUAUCCAAAUUUGAGAAACAAUGUCAUAUUUAUAGAGGUUUUUCAGUAACUUGGAGAGUGUGCCAAAGUUUGCUGAAUUUUACAGUCAAAGAUCAAGCACUGUCCACAGCAGGAAAGAACAGUUUAGAAAAUUUAUGAACUAUCCUAUUUUUAGGUAGGUUAUGAAAGAUGUUUGUCUAAGUGAAUUCUUGUGCUGUGGUCAGAGGUAACCUUACAAAGGAGUUACUUAACAUGGCUUUCAGGUCUGACUUAAAAAUUCUAUUUGCAAGUUUUGACAUAGUUUUGUUUAAUUAGCAGCCUUUUAGAAGUUUCUAAUGGGCAAGUAUUUAGCUAAAAUCACUAGCUUUGGGAAUUGUUUAAUCAAUAAUGCUGCUCAUUGUGAGCCUAAUUUAAAAUAACUUUUUACAGCCAAGAGAAAUGUCUAUAAAAAUAGUGUAUCGUUAGUGUACAUCUAUUCAUUGUCUAACCACAUACCCUCUAUUUUCCCUCCUGGUUAUCUGUGGCUAGAAUGGGCAUUCCUGUUUUUUGAUUAUUGAUCCUUAGGCUCAAUUGAUUGUAUAUGUAAUGGGUGAUCUACCUAACGUAUGUUAUCUUGGAAUUUUUGCACAAAGUGUGAGUCACUUUGUUUGGCAAUGGGACUUGCAGGGUGAGAGGCUUGGUGGCCUUGUUCUAGGUCCUUUAAUGGAAGCCAGCCUGCAAUGAGAAUGCAGAGCCUGAAGGAUGAAAGUCAUCUGGGGUCAUAUUGUAGAGAAUUAUUAAGAUUUUUAUGGUGGGAAUUUGGUAAAUGAAAAGUCACACAGAGGAUUUCACUGAGAUGGACUACAGACUUGUGUUUUCUUACAUAUGAAGUGAAGUGUUAAAGUGGGCCUGUUUUUCAAAUUGGAUUGCAACCCUUUAGUGGUUCCAGACCUGCAUUAAUUGCCAGCCUCAUUCUGCACACCAUAUACCCCCCCACACACACUGCCAUGUAGAAUAGAAAGUAUUAGUGUCUUCUAUAAUUAUUUCUUGGUACUUUUGUUUCAGUAAUAUGUAGAUUAUAGGUGUGAAAAAUAAGGCCUUGUGGAUUUGGUAGAAGCAGCAUGCAACCUCAGUGUCAUUGCUACAUGGAAUUUAAUUGGAAAGUCAGUUAGUCAACUUAGAACCUACCUGAUGGGCCGGGGAAAUGAGAUCAGAGAGCACUCAGUAGUAGUGAUAAUGCGGGACCUAUUGUUAGUCCUGCUCCACAUAUUUGUGUAGUCUUAUAUGAAGUGUUUAUGUCAGCUUCAAAGAUUUGGUGAAAAGCUACUUUACUGGGUCCAUACCUUAUGCAUAUUUUUUAAUUGGCCUGUGCUGUGGUGCUUCUGAUUAUUUUAGAAGCUUGUCUCUAGGCCAGUAGUUCUUAAUCUGCUAGAAACACCGGAGAUUAACUCUGGACCUACCCUGAACAUUUCAAAAAUUAAAAAUUGAGAAAUGUAUCCCAGGAAACUAUUUUUUCAAAAGUUCCCCAAGCUGAUCCUGAUGCAGCCAGUUCUCACCAGUUGGUGGCGAGUUUAACAACUUUGGACCUCUAUCUAUCUAAUUUUAGAUGUCUUAAAACUUCAUGGCAUCAUGUAAUAUCUUUACCUUGUUCUAUUUGUGUUCCAGUCUGUACUCUUUAGUGAGGGGAGAAGGCUAUAUAUUUCAUCACUAAUGUGACUUUUAUAUACUUGAGCAUAGCACUGUGACAAUUGCUCUGUCUUAACGUUGUCUUUCGAGGAGGGUUUAAAAUUUUUCAAUUUAAAUGUAAAAGUAAUGAUGCUGAGAAGUUAAUACAUAAUAUACAAUAAAAUCAUAAUUUAUAUGUGGA